AUGAAGCCACCUCAAAGAAAAGAAUAUAAUAUAAAGAAUAACAAUCAUAAUCAUAAUCAAUCAAAAUCAAACACCAACGGCAAUGGCAAUGGCAAUGGCAAUGGCAAUGGCAAUGCUAAUUCCAAUACAACAACAAUUAUGAAUAAUAAUCGAAAAUCAUCAAUGAAAAAAUAUCGAUCAAUAGCUACACAAACAUUACCUAAUUUAUCAACAUCAUCACAAUUGAGUAAUUAUAAUUCACAAUAUAAUGAUAUCAGUGAAUAUAAAUAUUCAAAUUAUUCAUAUUAUUAUAAUUCAUUAGAUGAAUUAUUUUUACAAUUUGAAUAUGAAGAUCCUGAACUUGAAUAUAUUGAUCAAUUUAUUAAAGAGAAAUUGAACAUUACGAAUAAGUAA
Candida albicans SC5314 is the source of this 393-nucleotide messenger RNA. RefSeq lists its product as uncharacterized. The transcript has a single exon. NCBI's taxonomy places the organism in Eukaryota, Fungi, Ascomycota, Pichiomycetes, Serinales, Debaryomycetaceae. The coding region runs from base 1 to 393 and encodes 130 amino acids. The record is from RefSeq and is a predicted model, not a curated record.